Pyrus x bretschneideri (Chinese white pear) is the source of this 1473-nucleotide messenger RNA. Its product is annotated as heterogeneous nuclear ribonucleoprotein 1-like. The transcript has 2 exons. Gene Ontology annotation, molecular function: RNA binding. Lineage: Eukaryota; Viridiplantae; Streptophyta; Magnoliopsida; Rosales; Rosaceae. Bases 52 to 822 code for a protein of 256 amino acids. The record is from RefSeq and is a predicted model, not a curated record.
CAUUACUUUUUUCUUUGAAAAGUUGCAAGGCUUUUCUGGGUUCUGGUUGCGAUGGAACCUCUGACCGGAAAGUUGUUCGUGGCUAACUUACCAAACGAGUUUACUGAAACUACCGUGAAAGAAUAUUUCACCAAGUAUGGCGAAGUAAAGGACUGUGCAAUUAUUGUACACAAAGUUACUCGUAACCCUAGAGGAUUUGGCUUUGUUUCCUUCACUGAGCCAUCGGUGGCUGAAAAAGUCAUGGGAGAAGGGCAUAUCAUCCUUGGUAGAAAGGUAGAUGUGAAGACAGCUUCACCUAACAGUACUGUGAAAAAACAAAAUCAAGAAGGCCAACAUGGUCAAUCAGAACCAUAUUAUAACUCUAAAAGGAUUUUUGUUGGAGGUUUACCACACAAUCUAACACAAGAGGAAUUCAAGAACUACUUUGAGAAGUUCGACACAGUUACAGAUACGGUUAUAAUAUGUUGCAAGGAAAGUGGCAAGUCCAGGGGCUUUGGCUUCAUCACUUUUGAAUCAGAGGAGGCCGUGGAUGAUGUUCUGCAGAACAAAUAUCAUGAACUGAAUGAUAAAUUCGUGGAGGUAAAGAGGGCACAACCAAUGGGUUCGAAGAAGAAUCCGGUCACGACACAUGACCGUAACCGAGUAGUAUUCGAUUAUGGAAGAAGGCCUCAUCGGUUUGCAAAUUCUGGAAAUUUUUACUAUAGUGGUGCUUACUGCAUUAGUUGUUUGUGUGCUUAUGAGUUUGGACACCUAGAAGGGUGUCGUACACUUGGUUAUCUUUUGCCUUAUGUAUGUCCAUAUGACCACCAAGUCUAUUCCUAGGGGCCGGAUGGAUUAAGUACUUGUAAUUUCAGACGCAUUCAGGUUUUGAUUAAUGAAUGUGACAUAUGGUAUUUGCUUAUGAUUUAUAUAGAAAACUGUGAUUCUAAUUCCAAACAGUUACCUUAAGACGCUUAGAAUUGCAAUUUCUCUUAUGUUUUAUAAAAUAAAAUAAAACUAUUGAAUGAUGACACUAAAUGAGUAUGAAUAGCAACCCUUUUUAUAUUUUAGAUUAUGUUUUUGUUCAGAAGUAGUUGUUUUGAAGUUUGAAAUUAUGUUGAAAUAGUAUUUUUGGUUUUAGGGUUUAUCAACUUGUGUUUAUUUAUUUAUUUAUUUAUUUUUUUUUUUGAGGUUGAAUAGGGUUUAUGAACUUUAGACAAAACAGUUGUCGAUUAAAAGUACAUUACUUGUAGACAAAAAAUUAUAACGGUAAAAGAUUUGACUUGUUGAUUAUUAUCUUUUAGAUUCAGAAUUACAGGUUUGUCACAUAAUAAUUUAUGAUUAUGUAGCAAAUUAUGUUUUAUUGUAAUGAUUAAAAACAAUUUCUUUGCAUUCUGAUUUCUUUUUUGUCUAAAUAUUUAAUUUACUAACGUUAUGAUUUAUAUAAAAGAAAAAAAAAAUUCUCCAAUUCCAGCCACCCGAAGUUUUUCACAG